CUUCUUCCUCUUGCGGGUCCCCGCCGGCCGGCCAGCCUGGGCUGUCCGAGCUCCGCCAAGGAGGACUGGAACUUUUUAUUUUCAGCUCUCUGCCUGGGGCGAAUGGUGGGAGUCUCCGGUCCUUUGCAGUAUGAUCCUUGCUCGAUAUGAGCUCAUGUGAUCAAGAGCGCUUGAAAUGUAAUGUUUUCAACCUAGACAGUAUGGAUCGAAACUGUAAAUCACGGAAAGCGCUGUAGGCAUAUUUUUCUCACAGAUAUAUUUCAGAAAAGAUUGAUCUCUGGGCUGGUGAACGUAAUAUCUGUCCCAGUCAGAAAAGGAGAGGAAAUUAGCAGGACGAUUGGUGGAGAAUGAUAUCUGUCAAAAGAAACACUUGGAGAGCACUGAGUUUAGUAAUAGGUGACUGCCGGAAAAAAGGGAACUUUGAAUUUUGCCAAGAUCGCAUUGAGAAGCAUUCCACAAUGCCAGACUCACCUGUGGAUGUGAAGACGCAGUCCAGGCUGACGCCCCCAACAAUGCCACCUCCUCCCACCACCCAAGGAGCCCCAAGAACCAGCUCUUUCACACCCACAACGUUAACCAAUGGCACAAGCCAUUCACCAACAGCACUAAAUGGGGCUCCUUCUCCACCUAAUGGCUUUAGUAACGGCCCAUCAUCUUCCUCCUCAUCGUCCCUGGCUAAUCAGCAGUUACCACCAGCUUGCGGAGCUAGGCAGCUUAGCAAACUGAAGAGAUUUCUCACAACCUUACAGCAGUUUGGCAAUGACAUUUCACCAGAGAUUGGGGAGAGAGUGCGUACCCUCGUGCUAGGACUUGUGAAUUCUACUUUGACAAUUGAAGAAUUUCAUUCCAAACUACAAGAAGCUACUAACUUCCCACUGCGACCUUUUGUCAUCCCAUUUUUGAAGGCCAAUCUGCCCCUGCUACAGCGGGAGCUCCUGCACUGUGCAAGGUUGGCCAAGCAGAACCCCGCCCAGUACCUCGCUCAGCAUGAGCAGCUGCUUCUGGAUGCCAGCACCACCUCACCUGUUGACUCCUCAGAGCUGCUUCUCGAUGUGAACGAAAACGGGAAGAGGCGAACUCCAGACAGAACCAAAGAAAAUGGCUUUGACAGAGAGCCUUUGCACUCAGAGCAUCCAAGCAAGCGGCCCUGCACUAUUAGCCCAGGCCAGCGGUACAGUCCAAAUAAUGGUUUGUCUUACCAGCCCAAUGGUCUGCCUCACCCCACUCCGCCUCCACCUCAGCAUUACCGUUUGGAUGAUAUGGCCAUCGCCCACCACUACAGGGACUCAUACAGACACCCCAACCACAGGGACCUCAGGGACAGAAACAGACCUAUGGGGUUGCAUGGCACACGUCAAGAAGAAAUGAUUGAUCAUAGGCUAACAGACAGAGAAUGGGCAGAAGAAUGGAAACACCUCGACCAUCUUUUAAACUGCAUCAUGGACAUGGUGGAAAAAACAAGGCGAUCUCUCACUGUGCUACGGCGAUGUCAAGAAGCUGACCGGGAGGAACUUAAUUACUGGAUACGGCGGUACAGCGAUGCAGAAGAUUUAAAAAAAGGCAGUGGUAGCAAUCACUCCAGGCAGCAGAGUCCAGUGAAUCCAGAUCCUGUCCCUUUAGACUCACAUCGAGAAUUCCUUCACAGGCCUGCUUCUGGAUACGUGCCAGAGGAGAUCUGGAAGAAAGCUGAGGAAGCAGUCAAUGAAGUAAAACGUCAAGCAAUGACUGAGCUGCAGAAGGCAGUGUCGGAGGCAGAACGGAAAGCCCAUGAUAUGAUUACUACGGAGAGAGCUAAGAUGGAACGCACAGUCGCAGAGGCCAAGCGGCAGGCAACAGAGGAUGCACUAGCUGUGAUCAAUCAGCAAGAGGAUUCUAGUGAGAGUUGCUGGAACUGUGGCCGUAAAGCUAGUGAAACCUGCAGCGGUUGCAACACGGCGCGAUACUGUGGCUCAUUUUGCCAGCAUAAGGACUGGGAGAAACAUCACCACAUCUGUGGACAGACACUUCAAGCCCAGCAGCAAGGAGAGACACCAGCAGUCAGCUCCUCCGCAACGCCCAACAGUGGAGCCGGGAGCCCGAUUGACACACCACCAGCAGCUACUCCUCGGUCAAACACCCCUGGGACUCCGUCCACCAUAGAAGCAACUCCUCGCUAAGACUGAACUGCAGAACUACUAAAAACAAAAACAAACAAAAACACAAAACAAAAUUCCUCAUCCUCAGAUGCUCAAAGGUUUUUACUGAACUGUCACGUUUCAAUACUGCAAAAGAACUUAAACUGUAUCUUGAGGUAGAAGUAAAAAUAAAAAAUAAAAAAAAUACAGAAGGCCAGUAACGGGUCAUAAUGACUUCUUCUGGAAAACAAAGAUACCUUUCCUUUAGGAAACUGAGAAGAGCAGAUAAUUUUAACACAUACAAAAUGAUAGAUUUGACCUCCUCCCUGUUAUUUUCCAGUGGCUGGGAUUUUAAACUAGAUGACCUCAUUAACAGAUGCUUUACCAAACAGCAAACCAAGAGAUUGCUAAUUGCUGUUGAAAGCAAAAAUGCUAAUAAUAUAAAGUCACAAUGUUCUUUAUAACAAUAAUGGGAUUUAAUAAAAAAAUGCGAGAGAGAGAGAGAGAUGAGAGAGAGAGAGAGAAAUAAAGAAAGAGAGAGAGAGAAAAAACCCUCAAGGGCAUGAGCAUUGGAUAAAACAGCAGCAGAUAUAUUAAGAAGAAGAUGUAUAGUGUCCGUGGGUUACUGACUGAACUCUGAAGGCCCGCAUCAAAAACGCGCAGAUGUGCAGCAGAUUGGAAGGAGACACAGAUGUUCAUUUUUUUUCUUGUUUCUGAAUGAAAUAUAAUAAUAUCCAGGUCAACAGAAUGAAAAAUGGAAGAUGAUUUGCAGUGGGAUGUAGGACUUAAAAAAAAACAGCAGUAAAGGGGGGGAAAUUGCCAUCUUACAAAACGGCUCCUCUUCCUUUCCGUUCUUUGUUUUGUUUGGGGUUUUUUUUUCGUUUUCGUUUUUGUUUCUUGUUUUCUUGUUUAGUACAGAAAUAAGGACACAGCCUGCAGUUAAUUAGCAUUUUGGCAGCUACAACAUCAACCAGCUGCCUCUACCCACCCAAAAAAAUAUAAAGCUUAAAAAAAAUUCCUUCACUUUUUUACAAGGUUCCACAGAGUAAGACAAUCGGGUCUAUUCAACCUCAUUCAUUUUUUGUAUCAACAACGACGAUAAAUAACAGUGACUCCAGCUCCAGAACCCUUCCAAAAUUCUUUCCAUCCCAUCCUGUCUGGGUUUUUAAUAAAGAAAAAAAAAGAUAUAUUAAAAAUGGGG
Messenger RNA from Lacerta agilis (Sand lizard), 3315 nucleotides. It is a transcript of the gene RUNX1T1, whose product is annotated as RUNX1 partner transcriptional co-repressor 1. Gene Ontology annotation, biological process: negative regulation of DNA-templated transcription; DNA-templated transcription. Gene Ontology annotation, cellular component: nucleus. Bases 348 to 2156 code for a protein of 602 amino acids. Gene Ontology annotation, molecular function: transcription corepressor activity. The transcript is spliced from 13 exons. Lineage: Eukaryota; Metazoa; Chordata; Lepidosauria; Squamata; Lacertidae. The record is from RefSeq and is a predicted model, not a curated record.